Ceratina calcarata is the source of this 1440-nucleotide messenger RNA. Its product is annotated as mitochondrial import receptor subunit TOM40 homolog 1. Gene Ontology annotation, cellular component: mitochondrial outer membrane. Gene Ontology annotation, molecular function: transmembrane protein transporter activity. The transcript has a single exon. The record is from RefSeq and is a predicted model, not a curated record. The coding region runs from base 446 to 1417 and encodes 323 amino acids. Lineage: Eukaryota; Metazoa; Arthropoda; Insecta; Hymenoptera; Apidae. Gene Ontology annotation, biological process: protein import into mitochondrial matrix.
AGUUCGGAACUCGUAUAUAUAGUAACCGCGCGUAUCACGACCACCAACGGGAACGUGUGUUCUGCCACUAAACGAAGUAUCACACGUAAAUUCAACACAAGAAUGAAUAAAUCUGACCGAUAUGAGGAUCACAAACACUAUCAUAACCUUUUUUCUACUGAUAAGCUUCUUUAAUCCAAUUAAAUAACGAUAAUGCAAUCCGAAUACUUUGUAAUUCAUGGUGGAAGUCAUCUGUUGCUGAAUCUCUGGUAUUAAACCCUCUACAUCAGCGCAAGCUCGAUAUAUCGAAUAGAGGCGCUGAACGUAUCUCACGUUUGAAAUUGAUAGAAACUGAUGAUGACUACGCGGUGUACGGUGGAAUUAACUUGACUCGCAUGUUGUCAUACAAAUUGACCAGAGGCCAGGCAAUAUCCUUGUCCACUUCGCGGUGGUCUAAUGUGUUACGAUGGGUAUGGUACACGCAUCAGGAAAAAAAGUGGAAGAACCCAGAGUAGUAACCGACCAACCGGAAUGCGUACCGUGCGAGACUACGCAAGAGAAAGCGCCUGGAAACCCGGGAAGCUUCGAAGAUAUCCAUAAAAAAGUCAAAGACAUCUACCCGCAAAAUUUCGAGGGAGCACGAUUGACCAUCAACAAAAUUCUUAGCGAUCAUUUCAACGUGACGCAUUCGAUCACUCUGAGCGCCGUCACUCCGUCCGGAUACAAGUUCGGCACUCGUUACAUCGGUACUAAAAUGAUCAAUUUGAUCGAGAGGUACCCCGUGGCGCAAGGUGAGAUCAUGCCUAACGGAAACUUGACCGCUUCGUUCAUACACACGCUCGGGUGUCGAUUCCGAUACAAAUUGUCGGCGCAGAUCGCCGACGGCAAAUGCAAAGCGUCGAGUUCCAGCAUGGAGUAUCGAUCGGACGAUUUCACGCUCGCCGUGACCCUGGCCAACCCGCGACUCACCAGGAAACAAGGAACAGUGGUAAUCCACUUUUUACAAUCCAUCACAUCGAGGAUUGCAUUGGGAGUCGAGAUUGCAUGCCUCCGUGGGUCAAAAGUUCCAGGCGGCCAACAGACGGUCAUGUGCGUGGCGUUCAGACACAGCACUGGCCCCACGACGUUAUCUGGAACCAUUGGCGAAGCGGGUCUUCACGUUUGCUACCAUCGGAGAGCCAGCUCGCAACUGGAGCUCGGUGUCGAGUUAGAAACGAACACGAGAACCCAUCAGUCGAUCGCGACUAUAGUAUAUCAAGUAAACGUACCUUACGCGGAUCUCGUUUUUCGCGGCAUCGUUAACUCUGAGACCACGGUCGGCGGCGUGUUCGAGAAGAAGUUGUACCCGAUUCCAGAAUCGACAUUAGUCAUCAGUGGCCUUUUAAACCACAAGAAACAGCGAUUUCGUGUAGGAGUUGGUCUUAACAUUGGACAAUGACAACGACCAUUUGACGGGAAACU